GCUGCAAUGCAUCUUACAAAAUUGAUCAUUGUGUAAAAUAUAAGCAAGAAAAAUGGCAAAAAUCCUAAAUUAUUGGAAACAACUUGCUGCUAUUGCAAUUCCAAUAAUUUUCUUGCCAAUUCCAUUAAUAUACCAAAACAAGGAAGCUAAAUGUGCAUACACAAUCUUGAUCAUUAUUUUAUACUGGAUCACUGAAGUAGUUCCACUUGCUGUAUCUUCAUUGAUACCUUUGGUACUAUUUCCUAUUUUUGGAAUUGCUGAUACCGAGACGUUAUCCAAGGAGUACUUGAAAGAUGCCAUGAUGGUCUUUGUGGGGGGAAUGAUGGUGGCUUUAUCAUUUGAAGCAAGCAAUCUACACAAAAGAAUUGCUCUCCGCGUGAUGUUGGCUACAGGAGCAAGUUUACCCAGGUUGAUGCUUGGAGCAAUGAUGACUACAAUGUCGUUAUCCAUGUUCAUGUCCAAUACUUCUGCUACGGCAAUGAUGCUGCCGAUCAUUCAAGCAAUAUUGAGAGAAUUACAAAUUAGUAUCGAAGAAAAAAUUAGAAAACAAACUUUUGAAACCCCUCAAAUUGUGGACGACCAAAAUUCUUCUAUCGAAAUGACAGCCACCCAUCACGUUGAUGUUACUGAUUAUGAAACUCAACAUUCGAACCAUCUAACGUGGGAAAACUCCGCCUCAUCAUCACAUAACUUUUUAAACAAAGAACAAUUAGAUUGGAUAUCAAAUGUACGAACAAUGUUGACGCUUUCUAUUUGCUACGCUGCUAACCUGGGGGGAACAGGGACGGUGACUGGAACUGGCACCAAUCUUUUGGCAUUGGAAUUACUCCGCAACUUUGAUCCUCAACAUCAUGGAGAAUACGCGUCUCUGACGUACGGAACCUGGGUAGCAUUUUGCUUCGUUCCUAUGCUGAUCAACACUCUACUUUCCUGGCUUUACCUGUUGCUUGUAUUUCUUUUGAUUCCUGCAAAAUGGAAGCAGCUACGAAACUUUCAACGAAAUAGCGCAACUCGUCCUACUCGUCGUGACGACAUACAACCAGAUCCUUCUGUAAUACGAAAGCUGUUGACGACAAGUUACGCCCAGUUGGGCGACAUAUCUCAACAUGAAACGACUGUAGUUUACUGUUCUGGCGUCGGUUUGCUCUUGUGGGUCCUUCACGACCCUAAAUUUAUACCAGGAUGGAGUCAGUUGUUUAUUGGGGGGUCAAAAAACGUGUCAAUUGCAACUGCAACUAUUCUCGUAGGUCUUCUUUUUCUCAUAAUUCCUAGAAAUUUGAAAGAGGUUUUUACAACGGGAGAGACGCCUAAACCUUUAUUAGAGUGGGAGUAUUUUUCAAAGAAGACGCCUUGGGGAAUAAUCAUAUUCUUUGGUGGAAGUUUGGCUUUAUCAAAAGGAGCAAAGUCGUCAGGAUUAACAAUGAUAAUUGGCCAAUAUCUUCGUUCCAUGUCAUCAUGGCCUCCAUGGUCCAUUCAACUUGUGUCCAUGUUUGUGAUAUCGUUAAUCACCGAGUUAAUCUCGAAUGCCGCUACAGCGACAAUUGCCAUCCCAAUAUUGCUAGACUUGAGCCAAGAACUAGGAAUUCACCCGUUGUACUUGACGAUGCCAGUUGCCGUCGCGUGCUCAUAUGCUUUCAUGCUUCCAGUGGCAACUACAACGAACACAUUGGUUUAUAGCACUAAUUAUAUUAAACUUCGUGAUAUGGUUCGUGUUGGAGUUAUCAUGAACUUUUCAUCGGUAUUAGUACUUUUCGUGUCUACAAAUACUAUUGGAAAUUUGUUGUUUAAUUUUACACAGUAUGAAUACAUACCUUGAUGUACAUACACUUGAAAAUUGAUCCAAAUAAAAAAUAUGUAAGUGCCAA
This is a messenger RNA of Folsomia candida, 1865 nucleotides long. RefSeq names its product solute carrier family 13 member 5-like. Gene Ontology annotation, molecular function: succinate transmembrane transporter activity; citrate transmembrane transporter activity. Gene Ontology annotation, biological process: monoatomic anion transmembrane transport; citrate transport. Bases 53 to 1816 code for a protein of 587 amino acids. Gene Ontology annotation, cellular component: membrane. The transcript has 11 exons. The record is from RefSeq and is a predicted model, not a curated record. Lineage: Eukaryota; Metazoa; Arthropoda; Collembola; Entomobryomorpha; Isotomidae.